This is a messenger RNA of Rhipicephalus sanguineus (brown dog tick), 4390 nucleotides long. Its product is annotated as probable RNA-directed DNA polymerase from transposon X-element. Gene Ontology annotation, molecular function: catalytic activity; nucleic acid binding. Bases 606 to 4295 code for a protein of 1229 amino acids. Lineage: Eukaryota; Metazoa; Arthropoda; Arachnida; Ixodida; Ixodidae. The record is from RefSeq and is a predicted model, not a curated record. The transcript has a single exon.
GCUCAAGCAAAUGACAACACCGUCCAGUCACUACGCAACGAAAACGACCAGCUCAAGCGAUGCAUCGCCGAACAGAGAGCUCAAAUGCAAGAGAUGAACGCCAAGUUGAACCAACUCAUCAACGCGCAGCAGCAACAGGCGACUCCGACACUGCCACCGUCGCCGCCGCAGAUUCAAUCAAGACCCCCAACGCCAACGGAAAACAACACAAACUCAGCCAUGGAGGUACAAGCCCCAGUUACCACAGAAGCCAACAGCGCAGAACCCGAAACGAUCGACGUUGCUAGGACAAGCGAACCGGCACCCAAGAAGCGAGCGCUCGAACACGCACGUGAACGAAGAGUCAACGCUAGGCUGGACAGCCUAGAAGAACGUCAAGAUCGACUGGAACAGACCAUGAAAGCCAACUACGAAACCCUGAGCCAAGCCAUCAAGGCUACUAACGAUCGCCUCGAUGCUACCAACGCACGCCUCGACACGUUGGUGACACCCAUACAUGGCAUGCAGUCUACCAUACAAGGAAUACAGACCAAGUUGGAUGCACUGAUACACGCGCUUACGGCGUCAGGACUAAUCACACAACAGGCCUUCACCCAACCGCAAUAAUGGACGGGACAACGGCAACAGGCACCGCUAUCCAGAGAAACAGAGCACGGACACAACAGCAUCACCUCCUCAUAUGGCAAUGGAAUCCCAACGGCAUACAGGGGAGAAAAGCAUCGUUACAACAGUACAUACAGCAAAGCACCAAGAGACCCGACGUUAUAAUACUACAAGAAACGCACAGUGAAACCCCACCGACGUUACCGGGGUACAGAUCCUUUGCGAAGCCCCCCAGCGCACGAACAGUUGGGAAAGGCGCAGGGCAGGGGGUCUGCACCUUGGUGAAGAAGAAUCUAACCUCAGUAGAUCACGAGCUGCUACCCAACGGCGCCAUCGAGCACACCACGGUCGAAAUCGUCACCGGGAAGCGCAAGUGCCGUGAAAGCACUUUUAUAAUCAACGUGUACAGCAAUCCGAAGCACUUCCAGCAAAAAUUCCGCACUCUUGUGCACAAAGCGCAACAGCUCGCGGGCUCCAACGUAACCCUACUGUGUGGAGACUUCAACGCUCAACAUACGGCAUGGGGGUAUCCAUACACGACGGCGAAGGGCCACAGCCUCUACGACGAAACAAUGGACGCAGGUUACCAACUGCUAAACGACCCCAACGCACCUACGAGAAACGGAACGUCGACGCAGCGAGACACAAACCCGGACCUCGCCUUCAUAAGCACGGCCUCGGCACUGCGUGGUGUCACGUGGCGGAACACCGGGGAGACGUUGGGAAGUGACCACUGUAUACUCGAAAUUACAAUACCCAUCGCAGAGAGCACGCAAAGAGCACAGCAACAGCAAAUCGUCGACUGGCACGAGUACAGAAAGAAAUUAGAAGACAACGUUACGGAAACCAUUGAAGACAUAGAAGCAUGGACCAACAUGUUGAACGCCACGACCAAAGACGCCACUCAGACGGUAGAAGCGGAGCUGGAGGCUACGAUGCUGGACAGCAGACUAGCCCACCUCAUGGAAGCCCGCAACUCGCUGAGACGGCGCUGGAAACGUCAACGCCACAACAGAAAACUACGCAAACGUAUAGCACAACUCAACAGAGACAUCGAGCAUCACAGCGCAGUCCUCUGCAGACAGCAGUGGCACGCGGUGUGUCAAGAAGCCGACGGUCAACUACACAAAGGCAAGACGUGGCGCCUGCUACGCCACUUGCUCAACGAUCAGACAACCAAGGGAGCUCAGCAUUACAUGCUGAACAAGACCAUUCACAAAGCCGUCAAAGAAAUGGGAGAGGCUGAGGUGCAACGACGCCUGGACGCCAAGUAUCUUCCCGUAACGCCAACGGAUCCACUCCCCAGCUACGAAGGGGCUACCAACGAGAGGCUCGAUGCCGACAUCGAAGAAUGGGAAGUGCGAGCGGUUCUACAAACAAUUAACUGCAAAUCGGCGUCCGGACCGGACCAAGUUACCAACAAAGCAUUGAGGAACUUGAACGACACGGCAAUCGAAGCCAUCACCAAGUACUACAACCAGUGCUGGCGGACGGGCAAGCUACCACAACAAUGGAAGACCGCGAAAACGGUCCUGAUCCCCAAACCGGGCAAACCACCCAGCAUAGACAACUUGAGACCCAUCUCUCUAACGUCGUGCGUGGGCAAGGUGCUAGAACACGUCCUACUCAACAGAUGGCAACGUUAUUUGGAAGACUCCAACAUAUAUCCACACACAAUGCUGGGGUUCCGGGCCAAACUGUGUACCCAGGACGCCAUGCUGUUACUCAAGAACGAAAUCGUGGACAGACAGUUUCCCACGUUGGAUAACAGAGCGGUGCUCGGGCUGGAUCUCCAGAGAGCAUUCGACAACGUACACCACUCGGCCGUCCUUCGGCAGGUGUCCCACCUCAACAUGGGGGAGAGGAUGUUCGCUUACAUCAAAGACUUCCUGACCAACCGCACCACGUGGCUUGUGGCAGGAGAACUACAACUGCCGCUCAAGCAGCUGGGGAGCACGGGGACCCCGCAGGGCUCGGUGAUCUCCCCUCUGUUGUUCAACCUCGUCAUGAUAGGCGUUGCAAGAAGAUUGGAACGUGUUAGAAACAUCAAGUACACGAUAUACGCGGACGACAUCACUUUGUGGUCAACGGGAGGAAGUGACAGCCAGAUCGAGGCAGCCCUCCAAGAAGCCGUCGUCGCCGUAGAAGAACACCUACGACCCACCGGACUCAAAUGUUCACCAACCAAGUCGGAACUGCUAGUGAUCUCACCGCAAAGUGCGCGACGCCCGACAACGCAGCACAUCAACGUGGUAACCCAAGACGGAACGCCGAUACCGCACGUGCAGACGCUCAGAGUUUUGGGGCUGCACCUCCAGGACCUGAACCGCAACAACGUGACGGUACAGAAGCUCCACGCAAAGCUCUCGCUGGCCACCCGGCUACUCAAGAAGGUGGCCACGCGGUACCAGGGCAUGAGAGAAGACAGUCUACUACGACUCACCCAGUCGUUUGCAGUCAGCCACAUCUCUUACGUGGCGUCGUUCCACAAUUGGAAAGCGGCGGAGAAGAUCAAGAUUGACGCGAUGAUCAGAAAGGCAUACAAGACGGCCCUGGGCCUAUACCCCCACACCAACACGGAACGCAUGCUCGCGUUGGGCGUUCACAACACGCUGGAAGAAAUCGCAGAAGCCCAGCGAACGGCGCAGUAUCACCGCCUGUCCCAGACCAGGACGGGAAGAACGAUACUACAACGCAUCGGAAUCAACGCGCCAGCGACGACCCCGGAGGUAGCAAAGCAUCUACCCCGGGACGUUCUCCAAAGACUGAGGGUACCACCCUUACCGAAGCACAUGCAUCCGCAAGUACACCAAGAAAGGAGAAUGGCGAGAGCCACGGCCCUCACAAAGGGUCACGCCAACGAUCCGAGCGCGUACUACGUGGACGUGGCGAAGUAUCCCCACCGGCCGAACACGUACGCAGCAGCAGUCAUCGCUGCAGACACCGGAGUACUCACAACGUCGGGAAGCAUACGGUGCAAGUCGCCCACGCAAGCCGAGGAGUUUGCAAUCGCACUGGCACUAGCGAUCCCGGAUUGCCGCACGGUCCUCAGCGACUCGAAGCCGGCAAUAGUCAACUUUGCUACAAACAACGUCCAUGGAACCACUGCAAGAGUAUGUUCAACAAUAGCAAGACCGGAAACCAACGUUACCGUCAAGUGGUUCCCUGCGCACGCCGGGGAGCUGGACGCGGGCCCGAACCGCAACGAGGAGGCAGAUACAGAGGCACACGCGCUAACUAGCCGCGGGUCUCCGUCAACACAUUCCUCGGAGUCGCAACGACCCGAUGUCGAAGACGAAGAGUAUUUAAUCACAACCUACGGCGACGUUCUGCAGUGGUACAGAACUAGCAGACGCCUCUACCCACCGCCUCACCGAGACCUACAACGCAGCGAAGCAGCCACACUACGGCAGUUGCAAGUACAAGCCAUAUGGACCCCCGUCUGGGCAAAGCACGUUUGCCCGGAGGUAUACACCACGUAUAUAUGCCAACACUGCAAGAAGGCGCGAGCCACCCAGAGACACCUCCUCUGGGACUGUGCGCCACCGCCGGGUAACCAAGAAGAAGCAAUGCCAACUGCCAUCAGCAGCAAGAUCAUCAGCCGAGAGCCAGGCAAACAAAGAGACGUGGUCCAGCACGUGCUUAGCAUCUUGGAACGCCAGCGGCCGAAAGCGGCGCCCCCACGGGUUUGACGCGAGUAGGUUGCUGCUCCGGGACGUUCGAGCACGCUAGUGUCUCGCUUUAAUUCCCCUACCCCUUCCCCCCUUUAUGCCGGAUCGUCAAUAAA